This is a messenger RNA of Linum tenue, 861 nucleotides long. The record is from the annotation of a GenBank genome assembly. NCBI's taxonomy places the organism in Eukaryota, Viridiplantae, Streptophyta, Magnoliopsida, Malpighiales, Linaceae.
CUGGGUCUGUUUUGUAUAAUGGCUUCCCACUUCUCACUGCUUGAUCUCUUCCUUCUGCUACUGUUCAUGCUGCCGUUUUCAGCCAACUCGCAGAGCUACCGCAAUGUAACCUUGGGCACAACUCUCACCGCCGGAGCAUCUAGCAACGACCGCUGGCUAUCCCCUUCUGGCGAUUUCGCAUUUGGGUUCCAACGCAUCAACAACAGCCGCGGCGAAGGCGACGGCUAUUUGCUCUGCGUAGUGUUCGACAAAAUGCCUGAGAGAACCGCCGUGUGGUCGGCCAACCGAAACGAGUUGGUUCCCAAUGGAUCGACGAUUCAGCUGACCGCCGACGGCCAAGUUGGUUCCGGUCGGUUGGUCCUAGCCGACCCAUCAGGCCGGGUAGUCUGGACGCGGAACCCGGGGCCCGGCUCCCCUGCCACCGGCGCGGCGAUGUUGGACACCGGCAAUUUCGUGGUGACAGGGCGAGAUUUAUCUUAUUUGUGGGCGAGCUUCAACGAGCCGACUGAUACUCUGCUGCCGUCCCAGUUUCUGGUUCGAGGCGCGCAACUGAUUUCUAAGUACUCGAGAUCGAAUUUCUCGGAAGGGAGAUUCAAGUUGGCUCUGCAACCCGAUGGGAAUUUGGUCCAGUACACCACAACUUAUCCUCAAAUGGGUAACAACUUUCCGUAUUGGGCCAGUUCAACAACGACAGCUACAAGAGUGAUUUUCAACCAGACAGGGAUGCUGUAUCUAGCUUCCAGCAAUGGGACGGUUGUUAGUUAUGUGUUUAGGAAUGGAGAAUCCAGCCAAGAGUUUUACCAGAGGGUAACUCUCGAUCAUGAUGGAGUGCUAAGGUACUAUGCCACUCCAAAUGGUGUU